Lactuca sativa (garden lettuce) is the source of this 614-nucleotide messenger RNA. The record is from RefSeq and is a predicted model, not a curated record. Lineage: Eukaryota; Viridiplantae; Streptophyta; Magnoliopsida; Asterales; Asteraceae.
AUUUCAUUAAUGAUUAAACCUCGACAUUCAUACCAAGUCAUAUCGUAUACACACACAUAUUGAUUAUAGUACACUUCUUCCAACCAUCCAUGAAGUUCCUACUACUACUUCUAGCUUUGCUUCUUGCUUCUUCAGCCAUUUUAGGUGCACAGGGCCGAGUUGCCCGCAAGAAUUUAGGUAUAGAUUUUGGUGGCGUAGGGGUUGGUAUCGGGACAGGUGUUGGCAUCGGAGGCAGUGGAAGCGGUUCUGGAGCAGGGGCUGGAUCUGGAUCUGGUUCGAGAUCUUCCUCCUCCUCCUCUUCAAGCUCCUCUAGCUCAAGCACUAGUGGCAAUGGAGGAGGUGAUUCUGAAGCAGGGUCAUCUGCAGGGUCAUCUGCAGGAUCAUCUGCAGGCUCCCAUGCUGGUUCAGGACACCGAGGUGGCGAUUAAGUAAGGAAGUAUAUGAAACGUAAUCGUAUUUGUAACUAGUUAUAUCUGAAUAAAUGAAUGGAAAUACUAGCCAUUUGUACUUGAAAGGAGUUGUAUCUUCUUUUUAUGUAAGAGUUAAGUGGUAAUGUUGUAUACAUAGUUUGUAUCUUUUUUCGAGAUUGAAUGAACAGUUUUGAAUUUGACCAA